Hippocampus zosterae (dwarf seahorse) is the source of this 1404-nucleotide messenger RNA. RefSeq names its product RAD51 paralog C (gene rad51c). The coding region runs from base 240 to 1322 and encodes 360 amino acids. Gene Ontology annotation, cellular component: Rad51B-Rad51C-Rad51D-XRCC2 complex; replication fork; Rad51C-XRCC3 complex. Gene Ontology annotation, biological process: DNA repair; meiotic DNA recombinase assembly; reciprocal meiotic recombination. The transcript has 4 exons. NCBI's taxonomy places the organism in Eukaryota, Metazoa, Chordata, Actinopteri, Syngnathiformes, Syngnathidae. Gene Ontology annotation, molecular function: four-way junction DNA binding; ATP binding; ATP-dependent DNA damage sensor activity. The record is from RefSeq and is a predicted model, not a curated record.
AUUUAUGGGAAGUGAGUUGCCGACAUUUCCGGGUCGACACGAACAUUCCAACUUGAUGUAACUUUCAAUCCAUUUCUUUGCAAAUUUAUUUUGGAGGUAGACUUAAUCCAAAAAGUCGACGAAGGCUGAUUUUAUGGUUUUCUUUUUUUUUUUUUUACAGGAGUUUGUGUCGUGGAUUGUCAGGACAAAUGUUGUGGCACAUUCUGGACGCUCGAAGCUAUCGUUGAGCUGCAAACAAGAUGCAGAGACCGGUGACCACUCUGCGCUUAAGUCCGCAGAUCAAAGUCAAAGUCCUCAACGCCGGUUUUCAGACGCUUGAUGACGUCACACAAGUCAGCGCACUCGAGCUUAGUCGAGAGGCGGGUCUGAGCCAAGAGGAGGCGCUGGAGGUGCUCCAGGCCGCGAGGAAGGAGGCAGGAGCUGAUGAAGAAGGAGCAGGUGAUGGCGCUUCUCUGACCGCGCUGGACCUUCUGCAGAAGGAGGAGGCGCUAACUCGCAUCGUGACGUUCUCCUCACGGCUGGACGCCGCGCUUGGAGGAGGACUUCCUGUUGGGAAAAUCACCGAGAUCUGUGGAGUGCCCGGAGUGGGAAAAACACAACUUUGUCUCCAGCUGGCCGUGGACGUUCAGGUGCCUCCUUGUUUCGGCGGUCUGGGAGGUCAGGUGGUCUUCAUCGACACGGAGGGAAGCUUUGUGGUCCAAAGAGCGGUGGACCUCGCCGCCGCCGCCGUCCGCCAUUGCACCCUGCUGGCCGAGGAAGCGGAGCAGCGAGACGCCGCGGCCGCCUUCACCGUGGAAACCAUCCUGUCCAACAUCUUCACGGUGCGUUGCCAUGACUACGUGGAGCUCCUGGCCGAGAUCUACCUGCUGCCCGACUUCCUGUCGAGUCACCCGAAGGUCCGCCUGGUGGUGAUCGACAGCGUGGCCUUCCCCUUCCGUCAGCACUUUGACGAGCUGCGCGGUCAGCGGACCCGCCUCCUCAACGGCCUGGCCCAGCAGCUCAUCUCCAUGGCAACCAAGCAUGACGCGGCGGUGGUCCUGAGCAACCAGAUGACCACGCGGCUGCAGGGCGACCGAUCUCAGCUGGUGCCCGCUCUGGGGGAGAGCUGGGGCCACGCGCCCACCCUGAGACUCCUCCUACGCUGGGCAGGUCCACAAAGGCAGGCGACCAUCUUUAAGUCUCCCGAUUGCGAGGAAGCCACGGUCUGCUACCAGAUCACGACGGAGGGCUUCAGGGAUGACGACGACGACGACGACGACCGAUCGGAGCGGCCGCCGAGUAAACGCCCCCGAACGCUCGCAGGCCAGUCGGCCGCCUGCUAGAAACAAACAAAAAAAAAAAGGACGGCGGCUUGUCGUGGUGGUCGAAGCGGCCGUCCCGAGGGGUGAACCGAUCGGCGCUUAU